Molecule: messenger RNA, 1031 nt
Organism: Sinocyclocheilus grahami
Lineage: Eukaryota; Metazoa; Chordata; Actinopteri; Cypriniformes; Cyprinidae
Exons: 5
Coding region: 288-1031 (247 amino acids)
Molecular function (GO): cell-cell adhesion mediator activity
Source: RefSeq, a predicted model, not a curated record
CAGCUCAGUGAGUUGUGAGACGGAGCCACCACAUGCUUCGGAAUAUGCAGUGGAUAGUGAUGGGUGGAGAAAGGACCGUUUGCAGCCCAGUUGGUUCAGUGUGUUGAAGAGUGUGUUGUGCAUGUUCAGCUGAGGGCAGAGGGCAGAGGGCAUCUACACCACAUAGAGAUGGCAGCCCUUCAGUAAGAUGUUGGAAACAUCCCUAACUGACAGAAAUCAUUGUCUUCAUUUUCAUCCCACAAGACUGACCUGGACCGUUAAAUGCCCUCUCAAUAUAAAGGGCUAAAAUGUUUGUGGUCUCCUUGCCAAGAUGUCUACAGAUCUGUGUGUCUUUGGUAAUGGUGUCCAGACUACAAGGCAGGGUUUCAGCUCCAAUACGUCUGGAGGCCCUGGUUGAACUGCCCUUCACUCUGAGCUGUACGCUUGUCAAGGCCAGAGGAGAAUCGGUUCAUCAGAUCCGCUGGCUGGAUGUGCAGAACCAGACGUUAAUCGCUUACCAGCCUGGUGAAAAAGACAGUGUGAGUGGACAACAGCAUGUGGAGCUAGCUCCUUCACCACGAGAUGCCAGUGUCAUCACCAUCAAACGGGUCAGCUACAGGGAUGAGGGCUGUUACACUUGCAUCUUUGAUAUUUAUCCCAAAGGCUCAAGAGAAGGACAGACCUGCCUUACUGUCAUAGCAAAGGUGAUCUCAGAGGGCAAUACGACUGCAGUGGGUGGUAAACAAGCCUCUCUGGCCUGUCGGUACGGCCUACCGGAGAAAGUCAAGCAGGUGCUGUGGAAGAAGAUUGUUAAUAAAGUAGAAUCCCGUGAAGUUGCAUCUUUUGCAAAGCAGAGUGACCCUGUGAUUGAAGAAGAGUUUGUGGACCGUGCGAGCCUAAGCUCUUCCCUGUCUGACACGCAGCUCACGUUAUGGCCAGUCCGAGCUGAAGAUGAGGCCUGCUACACCUGUGAGUUCCACAUGUACCCGGACAUCACUAAGAGUGCCACAAGUUGCCUCACUAUAUUUGGUACGUCCCUCAAGGCUGCUUGA